GAAUGUUGUUCAUUUCAAUCGUAAACAAUGUCGGUGGCUGUGAUAGAUAAAGUUGUGCUUAUCACUGGUGCUGCUAGUGGCAUUGGGCUAUCUAUGGCAGAAGCCUUUCUGUCAAAGGGUGCCAAAUUAGUCUUCAUUCUAGACAUUAACGAAGUUCAAGGCAAGGAAGCGGAAAAGAAAUUGAAAGACCAAUAUGGGAAUGAUAAAGUUGUUUUUAUAAAAUGCAAUGUUGGAACAGAUCUCGAAAAAGUUUACGAUGAAGUUACAAAAAUUAGUGAGACUAUUGAUGUUGUAAUUAAUAACGCUGGUGUUCAGAACGAGAAGAAUAUCAAUAAAACUAUAGAUAUAAACGUAGUUGCUCUUAUGGAAUGGACUAUGAAGUUUUACGAGCGCUUUAGAAAGGACAGAGGAGGUCCUGGGGGUACUAUUAUAAACGUUUCGUCAAUAUUUGCUUAUAGAAUAGAACCGUUCAUCCCAUACUACCACGCGUCCAAAUUCGCUGUAAUGGGCUUUUCCAGAUCUUUGGGUCAUCAGUACAAUUACAAAAAAUCUGGUGUCAGGGUUAUAACGCUGUGCCCUGGACUAACAGUAACGCCUAUGGCAACUAAUCCAAAUGUCCUGGAUGACGAAGGAAUAGAUGAUUUGCGUAAAUCGUUAAGUGAAUAUGAAUGGCAAGAAGUUGAUGCAAUGGGCCGCGGAACAGUAGAGGUAUACCAAAAUGCUGAAAGUGGCUCCGCAUGGGUGGUUGAAGGUGAUAAACCUGCAAAAAUAGUACAUGCAUAGAAUUUGAAACGGUGCUUUUAUUGGUGUAAAAUUGGAAAUCUUUUUAAAAUCUCUGUCAAAGUCUUGACAAAUUUAAAUUAAAUAUUUGGUCGAUAUGAUUUAAAAAGUGAUCCAGUGACCAUAAAAUGUAGCUUCGUGAUUAUAGUGUAGUUUAAAAGUAAUUCAUAAAAACUUAUAAUAUCAAUACCUUUAUAUUAACUAAUAAUUAUUCAAAGUAUAUUAUGUAGUUACUAUAUUAUCUUAUAUCUACUGAUUUAAAUUAUAUUAUCUGAUUUUAAUGUUAUGCAAUCUGAUUAAAAAUAUAUAUAUAUAUAUCAUGUUUUAGUAUCUACUUGACCUUGGCUGCAGAGUUCUAUGAUUUAUAUUAGUUUCAAGAUAGACAUUACAAUAAAAACAUAACCAUGC
Leptidea sinapis is the source of this 1188-nucleotide messenger RNA. RefSeq names its product 15-hydroxyprostaglandin dehydrogenase [NAD(+)]-like. Gene Ontology annotation, molecular function: oxidoreductase activity, acting on the CH-OH group of donors, NAD or NADP as acceptor. The transcript has a single exon. Gene Ontology annotation, cellular component: cytoplasm. NCBI's taxonomy places the organism in Eukaryota, Metazoa, Arthropoda, Insecta, Lepidoptera, Pieridae. The record is from RefSeq and is a predicted model, not a curated record. Bases 28 to 783 code for a protein of 251 amino acids.